Molecule: messenger RNA, 6473 nt
Organism: Poecilia latipinna (sailfin molly)
Lineage: Eukaryota; Metazoa; Chordata; Actinopteri; Cyprinodontiformes; Poeciliidae
Product: calcium-activated potassium channel subunit alpha-1-like
Exons: 30
Coding region: 1283-4567 (1094 amino acids)
Biological process (GO): potassium ion transmembrane transport
Cellular component (GO): postsynaptic membrane
Molecular function (GO): large conductance calcium-activated potassium channel activity
Source: RefSeq, a predicted model, not a curated record
GUCAGGAUGGGCCACGGGUUGGUCCCCGACAAGGAGGACCAGGACAGCUUCUGCUUCAGUCUCGGUGGAUGCUUCCACUUGAUUUCUUACUGGGGUAAGACCACGGAGAGGAAGUGGAGGAUUGGCACAUCCGUUGUGUCAGCUGGCGCAGGUUCAGGAUUUGGUGACAUAAAAUGCUGCCAGCCUGGCAAACGCUUCCUGUAGAGCUUCGGUAAAGGAGAACAAGAGUUCACGCUAUGAAAAUGGUUUAUUAUUGCUCCUUUUUUUGGUUUUGUUAACAUUCGCAUAACUUGAGGUGGGAAAUAUUCGGUUCAGUUAAUGCCAAUGGAGAUAAAAAUGCACUUGAUUUCCCUCAAAUGUGGCAGUUUUGGCUGUUUUCAUUGUUUAUUUCGCUUCAUGGCUGAUGAUUAAUUAAGAAGCACAAAAAAAAAUUGUUCUAAAAUUGUACAUUUAAAAAUGUACCAAUGUACUACUUAAGGUCCCCCCAAAGCAUCUCAAUUGGAUUUUACUUUGGACUUUGACUAGGUCACUUUAAACUCUUUGUUUUUUUUAGUCAUUUUGUGAUGGAGAUCUAUUCUUGUAUUUUUCUAGAUUGGGGGAUGAUGUUUUGCUCUUUGAGAUAUUCUUGCCUACUUCAUGCUGUUCAAACAAGUUUAAGUGAUUAGUUGAUUCUUGAGGCAGAAAUCUGUCCUUGAUGUUUUCUAUUGAAAUAGUAAAAAAAUAAUUGAUUAAUCAUUUCCCAAUUCUUGCUUUAAAUAAUAAUCACCUUAUAAUUAAUUUAGGAACCUUUCUAACGCUGUUACUAAAAUGCUUUCUUUAUAAAAAAUAAAAAAAAUCUGCUCAUUUCACACGGGAUUCAAGCUCAGGCUGGUUUUGGCACAGCUGGUUUCAUUGGUUAUGUCGUCCUUGAACUCUUGGCAACAGUCACCAAUCCUGUUUUUUUUUUUUCUUUUUUUUCUCUCCUUCUUCUAUAAAUACCCUCAAAUUUAGGAUUUGACGUCACCACUGUUUACCGAUUCACUUUGGCUUGACAGAAUCCACCUGUCUUUACUCUAAUCCAGGUUUUCAUCUCCUCCACGUUCACAGUUUUGCCUAGCAGGAGCGAUGCUCGUGUAGGAUAGAUGCCGACCCAGCAAGAGGCUCCUGGAAUUAACGGGAGAAUGCUUUGGGUUGAUGAUGAGCUUCUUUUUAUGCUUUGUCUUUAACUAGAUUUUUCUGAAUGGCUUUUAAUAGACUAAGUGCUUAGAGUUGCUUGCUGCUUUGGCUUUUAUUUUUCAUCAUUAUGAAUCCGCUAAAGCUGGUAAAUAUGGAUGAAAGUAUGAAAGGUUUGAGGUUUUUAAGAGCCUUAAGGUUGAUACAGUUCUCAGAAAUUUUACAGUUUUUGAAUAUUCUAAAGACAAGCAACUCCAUUAAGUUGGUGAACUUGUGUUCAAUCUUCAUAAGCACAUGGCUAACUGCAGCAGGCUUCAUUCAUUUGGUGGAAAACUCAGGGGAUCCUUGGGAAAACUUCCAAAAUUCCCAAACACUUUCCUACUGGGAAUGUGUCUACCUACUCAUGGUUACGAUGUCGACUGUUGGCUAUGGAGACGUUUAUGCAAAAACCACCCUUGGUCGCUUGUUUAUGGUCUUCUUUAUCCUUGGUGGUUUGGCCAUGUUUGCAAGCUACGUCCCUGAAAUCAUAGAGUUAAUAGGAAACCGCAAGAAAUAUGGUGGUUCCUAUAGUGCUGUUAAUGGGAGAAAGCACAUCGUGGUCUGUGGUCACAUAACGCUCGAGAGUGUGUCCAACUUCCUAAAAGACUUCCUACACAAGGACAGGGAUGAUGUCAAUGUAGAAAUUGUUUUUCUCCAUAAUAUUUCCCCUAAUCUUGAGCUGGAAGCCUUGUUCAAGCGUCAUUUUACCCAAGUAGAGUUUUACCAGGGGUCUGUCCUGAACCCACAUGACCUAGCCAGAGUGAAGAUUGAAUCAGCUGAUGCCUGCCUGAUCUUGGCGAACAAAUACUGUGCUGACCCAGACGCCGAAGAUGCAUCCAACAUCAUGAGGGUAAUAUCUAUCAAAAACUACCAUCCGAAGAUCAGAAUAAUAACGCAGAUGCUGCAGUACCACAAUAAGGCUCACCUUCUGAACAUCCCAAGCUGGAACUGGAAGGAGGGGGAUGACGCCAUUUGCCUUGCUGAGCUGAAACUCGGGUUCAUUGCCCAGAGCUGCCUAGCUCAAGGACUCUCCACCAUGCUGGCCAACCUUUUCUCCAUGAGGUCCUUUAUCAAGAUUGAGGAGGACACAUGGCAGAAGUACUACCUUGAAGGAGUAUCCAAUGAGAUGUACACAGAGUACCUGUCAAGUGCCUUUGUUGGGUUGUCCUUCCCAGUCAUCUGCGAACUCUGCUACGUGAAGCUGAAGUUACUCUUGAUAGCUAUAGAGCACAAAUCUGAUCAAAGGGAAAGCAGCACUUUGAUCAACCCUGGAAACCAUGUGAAAAUGCAGGAGGGAACCCUGGGCUUCUUCAUCGCAAGUGAUGCCAAAGAAGUAAAAAGGGCGCUGUUUUACUGCAAGGCUUGUCACGAUGACAUAACAGAUCCCAAAAGAAUAAAGAAAUGUGGAUGCAAGAAAUUGAUAUAUUCCAAGACACCCGCCUUCAAGAGAAUGAGACUGGCAUGUUGCUUUGAUCGCAGGCGCUCAAAGUGGGAGCGCUCUUGCAUGCCGGUUAUAGUGCGUUGUAACUUGGACUCCCCUCAUCGGGACAUCCCACUCUCUGCUCUCUCUGUUAAUGAUUGCUCGGCCACUUUACGUGCCUCUAAAAAUAGCUAUAAUGGAUAUAUCAAAUCAAUUGAAGAGGACCAACAGACAGCUCUGUCACCCAAAAAGAAGCAGCGCAACGGAGGCAUGAGAAAUUCUCCAAACUCCUCGCCCAAGAUAACAAGACAUGACCCAUUCCUCAUCCCAGGCAGUGAGCAGAUUGAGACCAUGGAUGAGAACAUAAAGAAAUACGACUCCACGGGGAUGUUUCACUGGUGCCCGUCCAAAGAUAUCGAGAAGGUCAUCCUGACCCGCAGCGAAGCAGCUAUGACUGUUCUGAGUGGACAUGUGGUCGUGUGCAUCUUUGGAGAUGUGAAAUCAGCGCUGAUCGGUCUGCGAAACUUUGUCAUGCCCCUGAGAGCGAGCAACUUCCACUACCACGAGCUGAAACACAUUGUGUUUGUCGGUUCCCUGGAAUACCUCAAGCGCGAGUGGGAAACUCUACACAACUUCCCCAAAUUAUCCAUUCUGCCUGGCACACCGUUGAGCAGGGCUGAUCUGAGGGCUGUCAACAUCAACCUCUGUGACAUGUGUGUCAUCCUGUCAGCCAAUCAGAACAAUAUUGAUGAUGCAUCACUGCAGGACAAAGAGUGCAUCCUGGCGUCACUUAACAUCAAAUCCAUGCAGUUUGACGACAGCAUCGGGGUCUUGCAGGCCAAUUCGCAAGGCUUCACGCCGCCAGGGAUGGACCGAUCCUCUCCUGAGAACAGCCCAGUCCACGGAUUAGUUCGGCAGACCUCUGUUACUACUGGAGCAAAUAUUCCCAUCAUAACAGAGCUUGCACCGUUAGCAAAGCAAGGCAAAAAAGUGCCUGUGAUUUCAUUCAGUCAGGAUAAAAGCAGUGGGACCAGCAUACAAAUGAUAACUGAGCUGGUUAAUGACUCGAAUGUUCAGUUUCUGGACCAAGACGAUGACGACGAUCCAGACACCGAAUUAUACCUCACUCAGCCUUUUGCCUGUGGGACAGCAUUUGCAGUCAGUGUACUGGACUCCUUAAUGAGUGCGACGUACUUCAAUGAUAAUAUCCUCACCUUGAUCCGGACAUUGGUAACGGGUGGCGCCACGCCGGAGCUUGAGGGGCUGCUGGCCGAGGAGAAUGCAUUACGCGGUGGCUACAGCACACCGCAGACCCUGGCAAACAGGGACAGGUGUCGCGUGGCACAGCUGGCCUUGUACGACGGGCCCUUUGCUGACCUCGGGGAUGGUGGGUGCUAUGGGGACCUAUUCUGUAAAGCCUUGAAAACAUACAACAUGUUGUGUUUUGGCAUCUACCGCUUAAGGGAUGCUCAUCUAAACACACAGAGCCAGUGUACCAAACGGUACGUCAUCACCAAUCCCCCAUAUGCAUUUGAACUCGUGCCCUCCGACCUCAUAUUCUGCCUGAUGCAGUUUGACCACAAUGCCGGUCAGUCGCGGACCAGCCUUUCCCAUUCUUCUCACUCCUCGCACUCUUCGAGCAAAAAGAGCUCUUCCGUCCACUCUAUCCAAACUACCAACCGCGCCAACCGAGUCAAAAGCAGGGACUCGCGAGACAAACAAAAAGCAACAAGGAUCAAUAGAGUUGGCCAAGUACACAGUCCUGUGAAAACAAAGACUGUCGUGACUGGUAAUGUGAAAACAGAAAAGACAUGGUUUACAGAUGAACCAGAGAAUACCCACCUGAGGACCAUACAGAUCAAUCCUGUGAAUACUCUCGCCGUCAAACCAGUCGGUCACAAUAAAUCCGCCAGUAGCUUGAUCCCACCCAUCAGAGAAGCCGAGGACGAGUGCUGAGCUCCGGACCUCACCCUGACACCUGGACAACUGGACCUCCAAGAGGACAUAUUGAGUGGGUGUCAGUGUGGACCUCGGAUCAUUUAUCAGCAAGACAAACUGCUUUUCUUCCUUCAUCUUUGCAGCAAUGUAACAUCUGAACUGAUGUAGAAACAUAAAGACAAUCCUGACCACCACUCAACUUUCAGUUUGCACAGCAGUGACCAGACUCCAUGACUGUUUUUUUUUUUUUUUUGCUUUUUCAUUUUAUUUUGGGGAACGAGGGUCACUUGAGCAAGAGCGUAACCAUAGGCAAUUAUAAGCCCUGCUGGAUAAAAUACUCUAGUUGUAAAAGUUGCCUUUUAAGCUGUACAUGAACAACUACUGCUACUGCAUUUGAGUCUGGUUAAAGUAUUCUGUACAGUUUGUUAGAAUGUGUAUUUUACAUCCAGCUGCACCCCAACGCCCAUCCACCACCACAGUGGCAUUGUUGAGGUCUGAUGCUGCGCUCCAUUUACCACAGGAGUCGGAAAUCCAGUAAGGGAUGGAAAUUAGCACUGGCCUAAAGUGGUUAAACUUAUGAAAUGGUGGAUAGAUAUAAGGUCAGGGAGACAGGUUUGCAAUUCAUCAAUUCGCCUGUAGGGGGCAACAGUGCACCUGAGCUGCAGCUACAUUGCUGCAAAAACCGUUAAUAGUAGAAGAAAUACUGAAUAGUUUUAUAUACACAGUAAGUAGUUGAUAAAAACUUUUAAACAUUCUCAAAAUGAGCCAAAGAAUAUUAUGAUAAGCUAAAGAAAGCACUAACAAUGAGUGUCUAGUUGUUUUUGUUAUGAGAAUAGCAUUGUUCCCAAUGCAAGCAGCAGGUUUUGGAUUUCCUGACCUUUCAUUAUUGGAUGCUUUUGCAGUUUUGCUCUUUGUGUGACCCAAAUUUAUUCGGACAUUUUCUAAAGCAACAGGUGCAUUGGAACUAUAUUCCGCUUUUACCUUAACGUAUAUGGCAGAGAACAGUGGUUCUCACGUUUUUGGUUUCAUCUCAAGGAAACAUCAGCAUAAUCUCAAUAGGCUACUUAUCUAACCUUCUAAUUGCCAUUUUCAAAUAAUAUGGAUGUAAAAUUUGACCUUGUAGCUGUACAUUUCCAUGCCAAACGGCAAACAUUUGAACGUCUCAACAAAAACGGCUAUUUGAAGAAAAUAUGGUGUUGGUUUAAGCUAACUUGGUUAUGAAUAAUUCAUGUUGAAAAUUUAGUUUCAACAAUCAAAUUAUGCUAAAAGUUUUAUGACAUGACAUAAGCAAUUAGCUCACGAUAAAUCACUUCCAAACGUUUUCUACCUUCAAGGUGACAUUUAUCAUGUUCAAUUUAACAAAAAAUUGAAUUAGUUGAAGUUAUAAAUAAUACACUAUAUAAUACACUUUUGAAAUUCUGCUACAUAUGUGUGCUCAUUGGAAAACAGAAAAUUGGCUGAACCACUUUGUGAUUCAUUUUCAGCUUUCCACAUCAUUGGUAAUACAAUUUUUUUUCAAACAUUAUAAAAUGAGAUGGUUCUGAUCCUUUUUAACCUCUCUGCAAACUAUUGAUUUAGCAUAAGGAUGUAAAUGAGCAAAUAUUACGAAAGUCCUACAAGAGAAGAACUAAACUUUCCCCAAAAUGACUGGAGAUAAAUCAAAAGCUGGCUCAAUAAAGCAAUAGUAUAGGGUGUACACACUACAAGGUAAUUUUUUAUGUUCUCUCAUAUUUGUGUAUUUUUGCAUUCAAUAAUACAAAACAAUAUACAGGUCACAUUAAAUAUGGUUCAAAGUAAUUUUGUAUGAUCAUCAAACUGUUAUUCUGUAAGAGCCAACAGGCACAAAAGGGUAUUAUCAUAAUUAUAAUCAAAAAUAUAUGGUGUAAAUACAAAGUCCUCUGAAAAUAUGCAGUUAAAUUAAAAG